Molecule: messenger RNA, 336 nt
Organism: Ilex paraguariensis (yerba mate)
Lineage: Eukaryota; Viridiplantae; Streptophyta; Magnoliopsida; Aquifoliales; Aquifoliaceae
Source: the annotation of a GenBank genome assembly
AUGGCGACGAAAGGGAGUGGAAGUGGAGGAACAAAUACGCCUACAGCAGUGAGAGUAGUACCGGAGAUAGACAAGAUGAGCGUUGAACAGCUCAAAGCCCUCAAAGAGCAAGCCGAUCUCGAAGUCAAUCUCUUACAAGACAGCCUCAACAACAUCCGUACAGCCACCGCUCGUCUCGAGAUCGCUUCCAAUGCCCUCCACGACCUCUCUCUUCGCCCCCAAGGGAAGAAAAUGCUAGUGCCUCUAACGGCGUCGCUUUAUGUUUCCGGCACGUUAGACGAUGCCGAUAAAGUCCUUGUCGAUGUCGGCACGGGAUAUUUCAUUGAGGAAUGUUAA